AUCGGUCUACUGAUAUGGAAAAAGGAGUAGAAAUUCUAAAUGAAAUGGUGCUGCAUAAGGUAAAUGCAAUAUAUAUUUUGUACAUAUACAACUAAUUUUCUAUUUUCUACUAAAUUUAUACAUAGGCUACUAUUAUUGGCUAUGUUCAUGUUUAUUUCAUUCUCACAGAAUGAGACAGUGGCCCUAUUAACUCCUUCCGAACAACAAGAGUUAUGUGCAGCUGUCAUGAAGACAACGCCAAAAGAAAUAGCCAGUGCGAUCACGGGCAUACCAGUUAUCGAGCGAUGUGUGAAAGCAAUUAUACUGGAGAAAAUCGAUAAGGAUUGCAAAAGCCUCUGCUCAAAAAAAUUUGCAUCAAUUCUUCGUACACCAAGAUCAGAGCAUUCUCAGCUGGCGAAAAUAUUUUGUUGGUCAGGUAUUUUGAAUGAGAUGAAGGAAAGAGCUCCUGAUAUUUUAAAUGUAUUAACUACAAUUGCUGCUCCCAAUCUAAUGCUUGAUGGCCGACAAGUACCACCAAUUUGUAUGGCUUAUGCACUUCUGAUGAAUACCAGAAACAGAGAGUUGUCAAUGGUUCAAAAAAUGAAUACUGUAGUCAUUGGAGCUGGUCAUGCAACAGAGAAGACUUUCAGGCGAUUGGGUAAACUUGGUGUCACACAAUCAAGGGACAAUCUUCGCAACCUUAUGGAUGAUGUUGGAAGUGAUUGUGAGUCAACCAUUCGUGAUCUGAUUUUGUUGAAGAAAAAGAAUCUGAGGAUUGUUUUUGAUAAUAUAGACUUUAAAAUCCUGGCUAAUAUCAUCCUGAAAAAUCACCAGAACUCAGAUAUUCAUUGGAUGGCACAGUAUUGCACAUUUGACAGAUUUGCAUCUGAAAAUCUAGAUGACACAACACCACUGGUUAGCAAUAUUGAAAGUUUUGAAAACAAAGAAUAUCUGUUAUCUCAAGAAGAACUAAAUAAACUAAAGUGUGACUUCACAGUACUGGUAUCCAGAGUAUUAGUGGAAUUCUUUCCUUGCUUGUAUUAUUUGCAAAAGAAUGUCUGCAUCCAUAUACCUCACAGGUACUCUAAUGAAAUGGCCAUAAAAUCUACAGUCAUUAGCUUGCCAAUUCUUCCAUUUAAUCAAUCAAAGCAUUCUGAUGUAUGCAAGUAUUUGGAUCAUAUGCAAGAAUUUCUGCUUAAUGUUCACUCUCCAAAAUAUCAGUCAUCCAGUACUGACAAGAAGUGCAGUACAGAAGAAAAGGAAAAGAUUCUCAAGGGGGUAAAUGUACCAUUGUGUGGCGACUUAUUGGGUAGAGAAAGAGUGACAGGAGCUAAGAAAACUAGACUUGGAUGUGAUCAACAAUUUGACAAGUUUCAAAACAUUACUGAAUUUCCAGCACUUUGGCACACAAAGCAAUCUUUUCUAGGGUACAUUUGGGAACAACUAUACAAACCCAGUCCUGUGAGUGGGAGAGAGAUAGGAACUCUGUACCAUCUCCGCCAGUUGUUUCAUAUGACCAAUGUGUAUUCCUCUGUAAAAAAGAACUACAAAAGUGCAGAAAAUCUGAUGCUAUCUGCCACCAAAGCCUACAUUUGCUGUUCAUUCAUGAAGUUUGCGGGUUUGGAUAGUUUGGAAGAUAGUACUCCAUCCAAGAUUGAGCUGCCAGCAGAGAAUGCUAGUAAUAUUUUGAAGGAAACAUUUUUGAAGAAUACCGUUGGCCAAUUUGUUGAUGAAUAUGUUAUGGUUGAGCUUCCUGCUGAAAAAUCAUGGCAAACACAACAGAAAAAACGACUUCAAGCCAAGGAAAAGCUCCCAACAACUUGUACAGUCCCAUCUUCAUUACCAGAGCUUUUAUCAGGUCAAGUUGUAAUAUUGGUCCUCCAAAACACUACAUCUGGGUACAAAGUUAUUGGAGUUGGUAAAGUUGUUAAUGUUGUAAACCAAGACACUAUGAAUGUUUCAGUGCUUGUAAUUUCUAUUGAACCAGAUGCUCAAAAUGUAGGACUAAGAAUCAAUGAAAUUAUCCUGUGGCCACGAAAGCUAAUUGCCAUUCCCAACAUGCCCUAUAAGGAAACCACAUCAAAUACAGAAGAUAAAACAUGUCAGUCAUCAACUGAUUGUGCACCUGAUGAAGACAGACUUUUUAAUUAUGCUUCCCAGUGCAUCCAACUGGGCAUAAUGCUAAUGCAAUUAAAUGAUACAGAAAAAGAAGGGGAUGGUGAGCGAAGUAUCAUUAACUGGAAACUAUUGAUGUUGUACUUUCGUGCCCGAAAGAGAGGCACUAAAUAUGCUUUUGAGGCAAUGCGUGUGAUAACACUCAUCAAAGCUCUUUGUACAGAGAGAACAGCUCAUCGUCUCAUUCAUGGUCAAUUUGUCAAUCUUAAAGGUGGAUUGGGAAAAAAUUGUGCGAAUGACCUUGCAAUGGAAAUGAUGAUCAAGAAUCACAAAGUGAUGCUUAAAGGGAUGUGUGGAAACAAGACCCUCAAGGCUGUUGAAAGAAGUACAAAGGCUUCACAUGGCAUAAAAAAGAUUGUUGAUGCUUAUGAUGAAAUGAACAGUGUUCCACCAGAUUCAACCAGCCAUACCCAUGCCUCUACCAAAGAAGACAUAAUAGAGAUGGUCAGGAUAAUUAAACCUCUCAAUCCAUUCAAACAUACUCCAAAAAGAAAUUUACAGGCAUUUUCAAGUAUGCAACAAAGUCCGCUUAAUAAUCUUGAUACAUCCUUGUUACACACGUGGCUAACAAGACAUAAGAAACGUUUGGCAAGGGAUACGUUAUCAAAUUGUGAUGAUGAUGUUGAUGAUGACAGUAUGGAUGAAGAUUUAGAUUUGGAGAAUGAUGUUGAAGAUGAUUAAGAUUUCAGUGAGAUGUGAGUUCUUUGGCAUUUUGUACAAUCAUGUCAAUAAGAUCAACACUGAAACCAGUGGCCAAGCUCACUCCACCAACACAAGAAGGCCCAGAU
This is a messenger RNA of Dendronephthya gigantea, 2942 nucleotides long. RefSeq lists its product as uncharacterized. The record is from RefSeq and is a predicted model, not a curated record. The transcript is spliced from 6 exons. NCBI's taxonomy places the organism in Eukaryota, Metazoa, Cnidaria, Anthozoa, Malacalcyonacea, Nephtheidae. The coding region runs from base 64 to 2835 and encodes 923 amino acids.